UGUCCCAGACCAACCUUUUUGGAACAGCACUCUUUGUGCAUUAUUUCGUGCAAUCCAGCACUCUUUGCCGGAGAAUGCUACCAGUUCUCGUCCACUGCGCUAACACAUCAGGACGCUACUCAGGCCUGUAGUACCUUGGGCAGCCACUUGGUGGAUCUGACAGACGAUCAGCAGCAAAGCUUCCUCGCUGACAAGAUGGCGACUACCACUGGAGCUUCGAACUGGCUGGCCAUAAAAACGUCACCGGCGGCCUUUCUGUACAGUAAUGGAUCGCCUAUUUCGGGUCCUAUUCAAUGGUCAUCAAGUGAGCCAGCCGCUCCCUGCGAACUGUGUGUUCUCCUGGACAGCAGCGACAGCUUCCUAGCCAGGACAGCACCGUGCACGGAACAGCACAACUACGUCUGCCAGUCUGACCUGAAGCCCUGUGGACGAAACGUCUGCCAAAACGGCGGCAUCUGCACCUCCUGCUUCAACGACACUGCUGUCUUCUGUGACUGUCCUGCUGGGUUUGACGGGAAGUUGUGUGAGAUAAACAUCGACGAGUGCGCCUCCAACCCCUGCCGAAAUGGCGGAAGCUGCCGUGACGGCACCAACUCCUACAGCUGCAGCUGUCUCACCGGGUUCCAGGGUGACCACUGCGAAUCUGACAUGGACUGGUGCUCCCAGGUCCAAUGUCCCCAGGGCUGGGUCUGUCAGGACUACACUUUCUACUUCCAAUGUGCUGAUCCUGCUCCCAUCACCAGCAGGAUGAUCCCGUACCAGUGCAGCAGCGCCUCCUGUCCGGAUGGCAUGUACUGCACCGAGGAAAGCUUUGCGUCUUUCUCCUGCAAGGCUGAGUGACGUCACAGCCCAAGCCUCAUGCACGCAGCUGGCACCCAAGUGCUGAAUAUAAUUUGAUUUCAGAUGAUAUGUGGAAUAAAGUGCUUCUAAGAUGA
This is a messenger RNA of Branchiostoma floridae (Florida lancelet), 935 nucleotides long. RefSeq names its product fibropellin-1-like. The record is from RefSeq and is a predicted model, not a curated record. Gene Ontology annotation, cellular component: protein-containing complex; plasma membrane. The transcript is spliced from 6 exons. Gene Ontology annotation, biological process: establishment or maintenance of epithelial cell apical/basal polarity; heterophilic cell-cell adhesion. Bases 196 to 840 code for a protein of 214 amino acids. Lineage: Eukaryota; Metazoa; Chordata; Leptocardii; Amphioxiformes; Branchiostomatidae. Gene Ontology annotation, molecular function: calcium ion binding.